AUGGCUUCUUUAGACGACUCACUACAAGACUCUUUGAGUAACCUUCCAUUUCCUGCCGCUACAAAACAAGUGGCAGGGCUGGUCGAGGGGAUUAAAACCGAUGUCAUGGUCAUGAAGUUCAGCGAUAAGAUCAUGGUCACUAUCUCGCAAGAGGGCCGACUCGCACAUUGGCUACAUGUACCAAUGGGUAACCAAAACCCUGGAACUGAUGGCAUGCACACUUUCUCCGAGGGUACAGAUGACAGCUUGUUACCCCUCAGCGGCUUAACAGCGACUUCUCUACUGGGAGGUUAUGCACCUGGCCAGGAUACUAUCGGCCAGCUGUUUGCUCGCCAAAUUGCGACUGCCAUUGCCACUAAAUCACCCGCCGAAAAGCGAUUGCUUGUCGUUGGUCUUGGUUUAGGCUCAUUACACUCUGAUCGAGAUUAUUUUUUCUCCAUAAUCGACCUUGUGCUGCAAUGUAUUUAG
Molecule: messenger RNA, 468 nt
Organism: Penicillium angulare
Lineage: Eukaryota; Fungi; Ascomycota; Eurotiomycetes; Eurotiales; Aspergillaceae
Exons: 2
Coding region: 1-468 (155 amino acids)
Biological process (GO): proteasome assembly
Source: RefSeq, a predicted model, not a curated record